AGCGGAUUCUGCCCGCCGCCCCCGGAGCCCUCGGCGCCCCACUGAACCCGCGAUCGCUUCCUCCCUGUGACCGACCAGCGCUGCAGCUCAGAGCCCGGCAAUGCCGUUUGGGUGUGUGACUCUGGGUGACAAGAAGAACUAUAACCAGCCAUCGGAGGUGACUGACAGAUAUGAUUUGGGACAGGUCAUCAAGACUGAGGAGUUCUGUGAGAUCUUCCGGGCCAAGGACAAGACAACAGGCAAGCUGCACACCUGCAAGAAAUUCCAGAAGCGGGAUGGCCGCAAGGUGCGGAAGGCAGCCAAGAACGAGAUAGGCAUCCUCAAGAUGGUGAAGCAUCCCAACAUCCUGCAACUGGUGGAUGUGUUUGUGACCCGCAAGGAGUACUUUAUCUUCCUGGAGCUGGCCACGGGGAGGGAGGUGUUUGACUGGAUCCUGGACCAGGGCUACUACUCGGAGCGAGACACGAGCAACGUGGUGCGGCAGGUCCUGGAGGCGGUGGCCUACCUGCACUCACUCAAGAUCGUGCACAGGAACCUCAAGCUGGAGAACCUGGUUUACUACAACCGGUUGAAGAACUCAAAGAUCGUCAUCAGCGACUUUCACCUGGCUAAGCUAGAGAAUGGCCUCAUCAAGGAGCCCUGUGGGACCCCCGAGUACCUGGGCAAGCAGGGAGUGGGGCGGGGCAGGGUGGGACACAGCCUUCAAUGAGUGGCUCUGGGUAGGGGGGGGAAGGAAGUCCCUAUCCCAGCAAAUGGGUGUGAGCGGUACAAGGCCUGGCCAGGCCUGAUAUUGACCAGCCGGUGGACACUGUUUGCAGCCCCAGAGGUGGUAGGCCGGCAGCGGUAUGGACGCCCUGUGGACUGCUGGGCCAUUGGAGUCAUCAUGUACAUCCUGCUUUCAGGGAAUCCACCUUUCUAUGAGGAGGUGGAGGAAGAUGACUAUGAGAACCACGACAAGAAUCUCUUCCGCAAGAUCCUGGCUGGCGACUAUGAGUUUGACUCUCCAUACUGGGAUGACAUUUCGCAGGCGGCCAAAGACCUGGUCACAAGGCUGAUGGAGGUGGAGCAAGACCAGCGGAUCACCGCGGAAGAGGCCAUUUCCCAUGAGUGGAUUUCUGGCAAUGCUGCUUCUGAUAAGAACAUCAAGGAUGGCGUCUGUGCCCAGAUUGAAAAGAACUUUGCCAGGGCUAAGUGGAAGAAGGCUGUCCGAGUGACCACCCUCAUGAAACGGCUCAGGGCACCGGAGCAGUCCAGCACGGCUGCAGCCCAGUCUGCCCCAGCCACAGACACUGCCACCUCUGGGGCUGCAGGCGGGGCCACAGCCGCAAGUGGAGCUGCCCCAGCCCUUGGGGGCAGUGCCACCCCAGCCACAGCGGGUGAUGUUACGAAGAGCGAUAAUGUAGCCCCUGCAGACCGUAGUGCCACCCCAGCCACAGAUGGCAGUGCCACUCCAGCCACUGAUGGGAGCAUCACCCCAGCCACUGAUGGGAGCAUCACCCCAGCCACUGAUGGGAGUGUCACCCCAGCCACCGACAGAAGUGUUACUCCAGCCACUGAUGGGAGAGCCACACCAGCCGUGGAAGAGAGCACCGUGCCCACUACCCAAAGCAGUGCCACACCGGCCACCAAGGCUGCUGCCACCCCUGAGCCAGCUUUGGCCCAGCCGGACAGCACAGCCCCAGGGGGCGCAACAGGCCAGGCUCCACCCUCUAGUAAAGGGGAAGAGGCUGCUGGCUCUGCCCAGGAGUCUCGGAGGGAGGAGACCAGCUGAGUGGGCAGGCUGUGGGGGGGCGGGGGAUGGGCAGGAGGGUGGGAGAGUGGAUGAGGGGCUUCUCACUGUACAGAGAGUCACUGGCAUGAUGCCCUCGCUGCCCCCCGCCCCAGCCUCCCAGCAUGGGGCAUGUCUGGGGGCCACAGGAGAGCAGUUUCAUCUCCUGUGUGUAUGUGUGUGAGUGGUGGGCAGGCCAGAGGCAGGACCAGCCCCAGCCCCUGCAUGGAUUCCUUGUGGCUUUUCUGUCUUGCUAGCUUCAUCAGUUUCUGUUUCUUGUGGGAUGCUGCUCUAGGGAUACUCAGGAGGUCCCUGCACCCCUCCCCCUUCCCUUUUUGCCUCACAAUUCCCCCAGGCAGGCCCUGCAGGUCCCAUCCUCUCCCAGGCCCUAAAUUGGGUGGCCUUGCCCUGAGAGCUGGUCCUCCAGCGAGGCCCUGUCAGCGGUCUUAGGCUCCUGCACAUGAAGGUAUGUGCCUGUGGUGUGUGGGCUGCUCUAGGAGUGGAAACAGGCUGGUAUAGAGAAUGCUAUAAUCUCAGGCAGUAUGCUUUAAGACAAGACUGGUCACAUGGCUGGGGGCACUGCUUGGUAGCCAUGGGGGUCCUCAGAAGUGAAAGAGAAUGAGUUGGAGGCUAGAAGCCUCCAUCUUUGUCCCUGGGAAGUCUCUCCCAAGACUCUUGUUCUAUUUCCUGCCCUCCUGGGUCCUGCAGUGGGUUGCCCUGUGCCCUGAACUGCCUGAGCCUGUAAGGGGAAGGAGGAGCAAUGAGGAUGUGGCAAUGAGAUCUGGGAGGGCAGAGUGCAGGCCCAGCACCUAGUGUAUCAGCCUAGCUGGGUCCUUACCCUGGGCCAAACAAGGAGUGCUGCCCCUGGCUCUUCCCACAUGGGCUCCCUCAGGCUCAGUCCACAGUCCUCUCCAUCCCUGGGGGCCUGCCGUAUGGCAGUGUCCCAUAGUCUGAUUCGGGGUUUGCCCUUCACAGGGGCAGAUUUUCUGCUCUCUCAAUUCAACAGCAAAAUAGAGAGGAACCCCCUCUAUGUCUAUGACCCACUUUCCCUUCUAUCAAGGCUUGGAGAGAGGCCCAGGUGCCUCUGAGCCAUGCUGAGUUGCUUUUGCUGGAAUGAGAGAGUGGAACAAAGCUCCCCAGUUUCCUAAUGGAGGCUCCUGGCAGGUGCCCUUUGUCAGACCCCACUACAGCCUGGGCAGGCAGCCGCACUGGUCCUGGCCCUCGCUUGGCACUUGGGGGUAGUCCUGCCCUUCUCCCUGCAUGCCUGUGGGUCUGCUCCGGUGUAUGAAGGUCGGUGGGCUGUGUACCUGCUGAACCUGGCAAAUAAAUGUCAC
Molecule: messenger RNA, 3102 nt
Organism: Eubalaena glacialis (North Atlantic right whale)
Lineage: Eukaryota; Metazoa; Chordata; Mammalia; Artiodactyla; Balaenidae
Gene: CAMKV
Product: CaM kinase like vesicle associated
Exons: 10
Biological process (GO): peptidyl-serine phosphorylation
Cellular component (GO): intracellular anatomical structure
Molecular function (GO): ATP binding; calcium/calmodulin-dependent protein kinase activity; calmodulin binding
Source: RefSeq, a predicted model, not a curated record